AUGAGAGAGAUCACAUUCAGGAUUGUGGGGGAGGAUACACUGAGGAGGAGGCUCGAAAACCUCUCGGCCCACAGAAGAGGACAUUCCAGUUCAAGCAUGGAGGAGUUGGAGUCGUAUCUCAUGAUAUCCGGAAAGGACUAUACGCCGUCGCUUCUCCGGGCGUACAUCCUCAGCACGGCCCAGAGGAUCAUGAUGAUCAAGCCUCACAACGAGGCCAUUGAGGAAGACCCCACCUUUCAGGUUGACCCGGAUAUAUUUCUCGCCUUCUUCCCUGAUCAGAGGGUAGGAAGGCAGCAGCUGAGAAAGCUGCAAGAGAAAGAACGAAAGGACAUGGCUAGGUUCGAAAAAGAACAAAGAUUUUCGAGGUCUCUAGGGCUUUCCUAG
Messenger RNA from Clonostachys rhizophaga, 384 nucleotides. NCBI's taxonomy places the organism in Eukaryota, Fungi, Ascomycota, Sordariomycetes, Hypocreales, Bionectriaceae. The record is from the annotation of a GenBank genome assembly.